UCUUUCGCGCUAUCCUUCGAGAGAAAGAGGAUUCUCCUGUUCGGCUAGUGCGUGCUUCACCCUCACCGAUGACACUUUGUUCGGUCUCCGCGACACAUCUUUUCCUCGCCGUCUCGCCUCGGUCUUUGACAAAAAUGUCUCGAGAAAGUUACUUCGAAUUUUAUUAAGUUCCUUCUUACUUUACGAUGCAACUGGAUAAGCGAAUUAUUCUUAAGCUGUUAUCUCGAUCGACUUUCAUUGGUACACAGUGAAUUUAACUUGAUAUUGUGACACGUGAUUCUGUGGAAGAAUUUCUUGUAAGAGAUGAACGCGGAGGAGAUAAAAGUUGGAUGCUUUCAAGUAGUUAUUGUGUUGCUGUUGGGUGUUAAUUAUGCGAUCGUUGCCAUGAGCCAUGCGUUGCCGAUUUUUCACAAUUAUACACCGAAGUUUUAUUGUCAGGUAAAGAACGGAACGAAACGAACGUAUGGUUGCCAAGAACUCAGCAACGUGACUGUUGCAACCAACCAGACUUCCGGUCUGACUGAAUCACCGGAUGCAAAUUUGUGUUUUGGCGACUAUCAAUUUGCAACCGAGUUCGGUGAAAAUAGCGUUGUAACUGAAUGGGGUUUAAUAUGCGAGAAACAAUACUUGACGUUUCUUGGACCAACUGUAUAUUAUAUCGGUGUUUUGAUGGGCGCAUGGAUUGCCGGACUUUUGGCAGAUCGUAUCGGAAGACUUCCGGUUCAAGCGAUAUGCCUUUACACUCAGGGUACGAUGGCUGUGGCAUUGUACGUCGUGCAGAAUUAUCCGACGUUUUUGGUUCUUCGUGGUCUGCAAGGGGUCUUUGUUCAAGGUCUACAAAAUUCGACAUACAUUCUUUCCUUGGAAUUGUUGCCUGCAAAGGCUCGGACAUUCGUCGCGUUAGUUAUGCAAAUUGCCUGGGCUAUUGGUUUACUCCUUUUGGCUGCACUCAGCUACGCCAUACCGGACUGGAGAAUUUUACAGUUGGCAAUUUCGGUUCCCACUGCGGUCACCGUACUUUACAUAUGGAUCAUUCCAGAAUCGCCAAGAUGGUUGAUAGCAAAGGGAAAAACAACAGAGGCAGACAUGGCAGUGGAACGCAUUGGAAAGUACAAUGUCUGUUGCACUAAAUCGCGAAGGGAGAAUGCUAAAACGGAAAUGAGCGUUCUCGAGAAUACAAUUCCGGUGAAACCAGAAAGAAAGUCUCGGGUUUCGUGCACGGAUUUGAAGAAAUCAAAAACCGAUAAUGAACUCAAAGAAGAGGCUGCUAAUUUGCUAAGCAGCAGUGCGGAUGCAUCUGAAGAAAAAGUUCAAAAAGCAAGCUUGAAAGUAAUGUCAGAAAAUCGGAAAAGCAAACUGUCUAAAUCGGACUGCGAAUCAAUAUCUUCUCAAGGUGAAAAUGGCGAAAUGGAGAAGAGGAACGUUCCAUCUGGCUCUAAAACUCAUCGAAAGACGAAAUCUAUAUCACAGCCAGUUAAUAAUCAACGAUUAUCUAUGAAGAAAGCGUACGACACUGUAGAACUACGAAUACCUGAGAAAAAAGAAAUGUUAAGUAAAGACGAAGAGAAGAAGUGUGAAAAGAUUGAAGAGAAUUCUAAUAAUAGUCGUACAAAACUUGAAUUGAAAGAACAGUUUAAAUCCACGAUUUUAAGAAGACAUGGUGUUGCAAUGAUUUUUCAAUGGUUCACCUCUUCCAUGGCGUGUUACGUUUUUAUGACACUCGUUUCACCCUUACCCCUUAAUCGACACAUUAACUUUGCUCUAGGAGGAGCAUUAGAAAUUGCAACAUAUAUAUUCACGUACUUCAUAUUAUCCAGAUAUGGCAGACGAUUACCAAUGUCUGCGUACCAAUCAAUCUGUGGUGUUAUUUGCAUCCUAACAGCAGCUACAAUUAUAUUGUCACAUCCAGUGAGAACAAUCGACCUCACGAAAACUAUUAUGCUCUUAUUUGGAAGAAUAACAGUGAUGAGUACCGUUUUUGUAGCAUAUUUAUACACGACUGAGAUAUUUCCAACUGUUAUACGAGGUACCUGUUUGGGUCUCUGCACUGUAUCCGCGAAAAUCGGUAGUUUGUGCACACCGCACGUAUUAUUAUCGGGAGAAUAUUUUCCAGUCACCAUUCCAUUAAUAAUCAUUGGAAUGCUUUGCUUAGUGUCUGGAGGUCUUGCAUUGAUUUUACCAGAAACUUUCGACAAAGUUUUACCUGACACGGCAGAAGAUUUUGAAUUGCUGACCGUGAAAAGAAGAGACAAAACGAACAAUGAUAAUUUAAAUAAUGAAACCACAGUUACCACUGAAGAUGCAUCGGAGAGGGAGAUACUAAGAACAAAAUUGUUCUCCGAGGACUGGGUGGAUGCUGGAAAUGGUAUAUUAGUGAAUUUCACGGAAAAUAAAAAUUCUGACUGAAAAUUAUAGUCAACUACAGGAAACUAUACUGCAUUUUUACAGGGAUUAUCCUCAAUAAUCAAUAAUGUUGAUACAAUGUUAAAAGAUGAGAUCACUUUAUUGUACUGUUUAUUGCGAUUAUUCGCUUUUUUAUGAUGUGAUUAGAAAUGUAAAUUUUUGACUGGACAUUUGCUACUUUUUAUGUAUAUUUAAUGUUGUAAUAUGUGAUUUAGAUUACUUAAGCGCAACUAUAUUUUUCAUAUUAUAAUAAUUUCUUAUUUGUUAUAAUGCGUUAAACAUUAAACAAAUUAUAAUAAAGCAAAUUGUCACUGCCUGUUAAAACAAAAAAUCAUGUCUCAUCGAAAUCGUAAACAUUUAUGUCAAGGAGUAGAAGUAUUUAUAAAUACUUUGAAUUGUAUACAAUUCGAAAUGUUAAUUCUCUGUGAGUUCAAUAGGUACAGUACCGAGCGUAAUACGCUUCUCUAGUACUAUGCUCAGUACUAUACCAAAGUAUUACAUUUAUAAUCAUUUAAGCAUUAGGUUUAAGUAGUGUAAAAAUUAAGUUAACAUAAAUUGCGGAAAUUAUUAUAUUGUUACAC
This is a messenger RNA of Osmia lignaria (orchard mason bee), 2984 nucleotides long. RefSeq names its product organic anion transporter 3. Gene Ontology annotation, biological process: transmembrane transport. The record is from RefSeq and is a predicted model, not a curated record. Gene Ontology annotation, cellular component: membrane. NCBI's taxonomy places the organism in Eukaryota, Metazoa, Arthropoda, Insecta, Hymenoptera, Megachilidae. Gene Ontology annotation, molecular function: transmembrane transporter activity.